AGCCUUUGCAUUCACUGAUCAUGGAAAAAAAGAGGCAGGGAGGCUGGGGCUGACACUUGACAUAAGCAAAUUGCCAAUAAAUUAGGCUCCCUGCCGAGGGCGUGAGAGGAGAAUGAGACACUGAAUGAGGAGAGAGGACUUGGAUUGGACAGGGCAGGCUGCUGGUGCGCGUGUGCUUGCUCCUUUAUUCUCCAGCUGAUGUUCAGGGGUUUGGGUGGAAACUGCUGUUGUGUUUCUCGAAUCUGCCGCUUUUCUGUAGUGGGAUUUCGACAUCGUGAUCAGGAUUAGAAGCUGAAAUGAGGCGUCAGUGCGGAUCAGCUCUGUGGAAGACGGAAACCAGCAGCAGUCUGUGAAUCCAUGGACCAGCAAAUCCAAAAGGCAACCUGUGGCUUCACAUUCAGGCCACACAACAACCGGCACCCACCAAAGGUCACAGCUUCGAUCAACACCAGAGUAGCUGAAUCAGAGUGAAUUUUAGCUUGUAAGCCUCCUGUACAAUUGUAACAUGCUCUAACUGUGGCUGCAUGGAGCCAGGGCCAACCAGCUCUGCCAUGGUGUUAAUGUGGUCCAGCUGACAUAGAUGGGUGUGUCUCUGUCUAUCAGGCAAAGGGUUUGCCUCAGCCAAAGAAGAUAUGUGUGCAAACGUUUCACUACACAAUCGCAGAGGCACUGUCUGAUAUGAAAUACACAGCCACUGAGGCUGUUAAAGCUUGGAAAAUACUGAGCACACACCAGACUCCAUGAUAUUCAUAGAUAUUCCCAUUUUUCAUUGCAAGUAUUGUACAAAGACACUUACAUGAGCAUCCUUGGAUUGCUAGACCUUGCUAAAUAUGAAAUAAGCAUUUAAUAUUUUAUGUUUUUUUUUUAUUUACCAGGAGUAGUAUUCCUGUUUUGUUUUUUUUGUGAGGUGGGAGCAAUAGAAUCCUCACUAUGGUUUUGCCUCCCUCUGACAAGCAGCACGUAUGUCUAACUACUAUCGUCAUUAUGACCAGCAUGGCUGUCAUGGACGCUUACCUGGUGGAGCAGAACCAGGGUCCACGUAAGAUUGGUGUUUGCAUCAUCGUAUUGGUAGGGGACAUUUGCUUCCUCAUAGUUCUGCGCUAUGUUGCUGUUUGGGUAGGGGCUGAGGUGAGGACUGCAAAGCGUGGCUAUGCCAUGAUCCUCUGGUUCCUUUAUAUCUUUGUUCUGGAGAUAAAACUCUACUUUGUUUUUCAAAACUACAAGGCCGAGCGCCAGACUGUGGAAACUGUCGCUCGGAAAGCUUUGACUCUGCUGCUUUCAGUUUGUGUUCCAGGGCUGUAUUUUGUCCUGGUGGCCCUGGACAGCAUGGAGUACAUGAGAACUUUUCGGAAGAAAGAAGACAUGCGAGGUCGAUUGUUCUGGGUGGCACUGGACUUGCUGGACGUACUGGACAUCCAGGCCAACUUGUGGGAACCGCAGCGAACAGGACUGCCCAUCUGGGCUGAGGGACUAAUGUUCUUCUACUGUUACAUUCUUCUACUGAUUCUGCCAUGUGUAUCUCUCAGCGAGAUCAGUAUGCAGGUUGAGCACAUGUCCCCAAAGAAGAUGCUGCUUUACCCUGUCCUCAGCCUUGUCACCAUUAAUAUUGUUACCAUUCUCAUCCGUGGGGUCAACAUGGUGCUUUUCCAAGACAGCCGAGUCUCCACCAUCUUUAUCGGCAAGAAUGUAGUGGCUAUAGCCACCAAGGCCUGCACAUUCCUGGAGUAUAAUCGGCAGGUUAAGGAGUUCCCGCCACAAGACCCUGUAACCAUUGCUAUGGAGAUACAGCAGAACUCAGGGCCGCACAAUCGAAGGCUGCCAAAUCCGACAACUAGCUUUCCAGAAGAGCCAUCACCCCCCCAUGAGAUCAUUGACACAUGACCAAUGCUAACACAGACUAAUUUCUUUCGGUCAAUUCCCACUGUAAGCAUUUUGGAGUGUUUUUAAAGUUGUCUAUCUCAAGCUUCAAUGCACACGUGUCCAUCCUUUACAGUACGUUACAGUAUGAACAAUGUACUUGCAGGGCAAAGUAUGUGGGAAUGAGACACAUUAAAUCAACAUAAGACACUAGAAUAGAGUAAACACAAAUGUAUGCUGUUGAUUCACUUUCCUAUGUUCUUAUGUCAUAGGUCUAAGUAAAUUGUAUUUUAAUUUCAGCUUGCUCAACUUCAGCUGUUCCCACCCUCAUGCUUCAUCAACAUUGUUGUAUGUAUGACUGUUAAAUUUAUUUAUAAAUCGAAAGUGUGCUGAUGCUCUACUCGUGCUGGUAUAACCAACCAAAUGGUGUCUGCGUGGGCUGGCCAGAAGAUUACUUACACUACACACAUUUCUUGUUUACCUUUCACAUCCAGCCUGAAUUUUAGGUUUGACUGUGAGUUUGGUCCUUGAGGAAUAUUAAAUACUGGUUGUUUAGGCAGGUGAAUGAGUUCCUCUCUCCUCACCCUUUUUUGACUAGACAGCUUCAGGUUUGACGCUGAACUUCCUUUUUAAAAUGUAUUUUUAGAUCACUCCUCUAAACUGAAAGUAUACCCUAAGCAAAUGAAUGAUGAUUGGCCAUGCACUACAAAAGUGAAAUGUGUUGGGGAAGUUUCAGUACGUGCUAAUGAGUUUUAAUCGUAUGUAUAGGAUGGAUUUUCAGUGAGACUGAAGCAACAUUAAUACAGUAGUUGUAAAGGUGACAGAAUGAUUGUGUUGACAGGAAUAGAAGAGUUGUAUAAUUUGAAAGAGAAAUAUUUGGCAUGCUAAUUAGUCAUAAAACCAUAACUAGUGUGUUAAAUAGGGGUUAAAUAGUGUGUUCCUUACAAUGUGCCAUAGCAAUGAUAAAAUUGCCAUUUAAAGAAUUCUCCAGAUUUGAUGCCUUUUGGUUUAACCCUUUUGUAUGCUUCAUUACAGAACCUCUGUAGUACUCUACCUUCACAUAAAAACCCCAUCAAGUGAUCCAUCCAUAGGGGUUGCCAAAUUUACGGAAAAUUCAAAAUAGUUUACACAAUGUGUGAUAAAUGCAGGUGGAAUAUUGUUGCCACCUGUAAACGCAUUAUACUUGACAAUCUAUUUCCUUUUAUAAGGCUGUAUCAUAUGUGGAUAUUCAGAAUAGGCUUGUAUGGUAGUAUGUAUUCCCAAACAAAGUGUAAGUUGAUUAAGACUUAGUUCACACAGCAGUGUGAAUCUGAAUUACUUCUUAAAUUUGAUUUAUAGACAAAACAAAGAAAGAUGAUAAGCUAUAAUUGAAGAAAACGUUCGAGUGAAAUCAGAUUGGACUGGUUACAUAGUGUCCAGAAAUACAAAUUUGUUUUUGGGAUUCAAAAAAAUAUAAAACUGUGGCUUGUUUACAUUUGGAAAAAGGGGGAUUUUUUGCCGUUCAGAUUUCAGAAUGUUUGCAGAAAAUUAAGUAUUGUGUCUAGGAACAAAGUCCAUGUUCAUAUAUGUGUGUGAGAUGAUGAUGAUGAUGAUGAU
Molecule: messenger RNA, 3453 nt
Organism: Pangasianodon hypophthalmus (striped catfish)
Lineage: Eukaryota; Metazoa; Chordata; Actinopteri; Siluriformes; Pangasiidae
Gene: tmem121aa
Product: transmembrane protein 121Aa
Exons: 2
Coding region: 931-1881 (316 amino acids)
Source: RefSeq, a predicted model, not a curated record